CGGGCCGAUAUCUUUCAAACGCCUUUUAUUUUUAUUGUUCUGUAUAUUAUGAGGGGGGUGUGAAUAGCUUGCAUGUCAAGGACAGACAAACCCUAAUUUUUCUUUUGUUAGAUAUAGAUCCUUCUUCCUUUUCAUUGAUACAGUAGCCCUUUCGCGUGGGGGCUGACGUAACCGGAAGUAGAAAUGAUAGAUGGGAUGCCAAACUGUAAACAAAGAUUUACAAGCAUUUUCAAGUUGAAGAUAAAAAAAUUGUUUCUCUGAGCAAUUUUUAAAAAGUUCUAACUCUUCAAAAUGAGCAAGAGAAAGGCCCCGACUACAGACAAUCCCAAUGCUGAUUUUUGUGAUUUUUUGAUGGAAUUGGCCAACUAUGAGAAGAAUGUGAAUCGUCAGAUGCAUAAAUACAAUGUUUAUCGUAAAGCAGCCGGUUUACUCAAUAAACAUCCAACACGGAUUAAAUCUGGUGAUGAAGCCAAGAAACUAGACGGUAUUGGUAAACAAAUUGGGAAGAAAAUUGAUGAAUUUAUUGCAACCGGAAGUUUAGCAAAAUUAGACAAGAUUCGAGCGAGUGAUACCAAUGUAGCGAUAACAGAACUCACCAAAGUAACAGGCAUUGGACCUGCUGCAGCUCAGAAAUUUGUUCAAGAUGGAAUCAUGAGUAUAGAAGAUUUACGUAAAAACGUUGAUAAACUGAACCAUCAUCAACAGAUUGGUGUAAAAUAUUUUGAAGAUUUUGAGAAAAGAAUUCCGAGAGAGGAAAUGGAGAAAUUAAAGGAAAUAGUAUUUGGUGUUAUAAAGAAAUUAGAUGAUGAAUACACAGCGGAUGUUUGCGGUAGUUUUAGAAGAGGUGCUACCUCUAGUGGUGAUAUAGAUAUUUUGUUGACUCAUCCUAGUUUUAACUCAACAGAUAAAAAACAGCCUGAAUUAUUAAAGAAUGUUGUCUUAAAACUAGAAAAAAUUGAUUUUAUAACAGAUCGUCUUUCACUGGGUGAUUCCAAAUUCAUGGGAGUUUGUGCUUUACCUGAAUCUGAUGAAGAAACAAAACGUGUGUUUAGAAGAAUUGAUAUUCGUUUAAUUCCACACGAUCAGUUUUAUCCUGCUCUCCUGUAUUUUACUGGUUCCGAUAUAUUUAAUAAAAAUAUGCGUGCUCACGCUCUGGAACAAGGCUUUACACUCAAUGAAUACAGUAUACGACCUGUUGGUAGUACAGGUACACCAGGUGAACCAUUACCUGUAUCAAGUGAAGAAGAUAUAUUCGACUAUAUAGACUACAAGUUCAAGAAACCCAGUGAACGCAAUGAAUAAAUCAUUCUAUCAAUCUUGAUAACUUUAAAUCAGUCAUAAUUUAUGAAAACAUAAUGUCACUUACCAUAUAAAUGUCCAUUUAUAAUAAAGAUGCAUUAUACAAAAACUAAAUUAUUUGUAUGCCCGUCUUUAGUAGUUCGGUUGGUGCUUUUACCACCAUUUCAUUUCAUUUCAUUUCAUAUAAAUUAAUGGCUAAUCUAUUCAAAUAUUAAACAUACAUUAUGCAAGAGGUAAAUCUGCCUAUUGCAGGUCUUUCUUUAGGCCUGAAACGUUAUCUAUAUUAUUAAUUAGACAUUGCGAUAUUUACUGGAUUUGAAUCAUGAUGUAACGUCAAAAUGGAUAAUCAAGACUUUGUUUUUUAUCAUUCCGACUUUAGUAAUGAUGAUCAAGACUAGGCCCAAAGUUCAAUCGCUAAAUUCUCGGUUCAGAGUGGAUCAAUUUGACUGAAAUUUUCAGUAAAUUCCCAUUACAUUAUCUACUUUUUAACUAUUAUAGUGAGAACUGCUAGCUCUUUAUCUAAUCUUCCAUAAUGUAUCUUUAAUACCUCAACAGAAAUGAACUAAUGAUUUUCUAUUCUAUCAACAUUUAUGUGUUUCUAUAUUUUUUAUUACAUGUAAUAUUAUUUUCUUUGAUUUUUUUUUUUUAAAACUGAUUUUUUUAAUGUUACAUAUUUUGUAGACCAGAUAAUGUUGUUUUAUGUAGUAGACACAAUUGUAAAUAAAUGUUUUUGUAUGAUUUGUAACAGAAUGCAGAAU
Molecule: messenger RNA, 2057 nt
Organism: Patella vulgata (common limpet)
Lineage: Eukaryota; Metazoa; Mollusca; Gastropoda; Patellidae
Product: DNA polymerase beta
Exons: 12
Coding region: 292-1302 (336 amino acids)
Biological process (GO): double-strand break repair via nonhomologous end joining
Cellular component (GO): nucleus
Molecular function (GO): DNA binding; DNA-directed DNA polymerase activity
Source: RefSeq, a predicted model, not a curated record